UGCUGCAGGACGUCCCGUCGCCGGCGGGUCUGGCCCUGACUCUUCGGCGCAUGCGCACAUCCCGCAACCUCGAAACUCGCAUCGAUCCUACGCUCAUCACCAGCAGCCUUUGAGGACACUUGGGAUCCUAGAGAAGUCGCUCAAAGUGAAACAUGCGCCUCAACAUCGUCAAUACUGCUUCCUGGCUGGUGGCCAUCUGCUUAUUGGCAGGAAGCGCAGAGCCUCGUCGUCAUCAACGCACGAGACGGUUUCCCUUUCCUCUGGUAGACAUAUCCGACAUGGUUGGAUUUCCGGCAGCAGAAAUCGACCUUUUACGCCGGGUCCGUCCAGGAACGGAGACGCCGACGGAAGAAUUGCGCUACGUCCCAGGAGACCCAGAUUCCGGUCUUUCGGUGGCCUUUGGCAUUGGGCCGAAAGCGGACGUGAAAUUUCCCUACAGGCUUAUUUUGCCGUCAGUUAUGUUCAGGGAUUUCGCUCUUCAUGCCAUCUUUCAUCCCGAUAUAUAUAACCACUUCCUGAGGGACACAUUCGGCAUCGACGGAUCUGAACAGUACCUGUUUGCGGUGGUCAAUCCUUCCGAGACUGUGGUUCAGCUUGGACUCCGGCUCGACUCCGCGGCCGAAGGCGACCCCGGGAAGGUAACGCUUCUCUACACUGACGUCACUAUGCACGUCGCGUCCCAAGAGCUCACGACGUUUGUGCUUCCUAAAGAAGCCGUUGGCAAACACGGCUGGUUAAGGUUCAGCUUGACGCUCACCGGGAACAACGUGACCCUUCAGAUCCUCAACUGCACGACACUAGAAGACAUCCAGAUGACACACGAAAUCAGUCGGAUUCCCAAGGAGCUUCCGUUCGACCCCGCUUCUACUUUGUACAUCGGUCAGGCCGGGUCAAUUAUUGGAGGACGAUUUGUGGGGGCCAUACAAGCGCUAAGACUGUUCAGCAUUCCGGCAUUGGCUCCUCUUUGUCAGGACAGUUCCGGUUUCCAGGGCGACAUGCAGCUUUAUGGAAGAGUCAACACUCUCGAAAAAGAUUUCUCGAAGACAAAACGGGAAGAAGAGAAAAAAGAGAGGAAGCCAGACGAAACCUUCCCUGUUGGUCAGAAGGGAGAAAAGGGAGAUAGAGGUUGGGAAGGUGCAAUGGGUCCACCAGGUCAAGAUGGAUUACAGGGUCCGAGAGGCGAUAAAGGCGAUAAAGGUGAACCUGGUAUGCUGAGGUACGAAGGCGUCGAGCCCGUCAUUGGAGAGAAAGGUGAAAAAGGCCGUCGAGGACGAAAAGGCGUCCCUGGAGCACCUGGUCCUCCUGGUUUCGAUGGACUGCCGGGACCGAAGGGUGAACCGGGACUGGGUGUGAAGGGGGACCAAGGAGAUAUGGGGCCACCGGGACCUCCGGGAAUGCCAGCGCAGUUGGACGACGUUUUCCUGGGCGCAGGUAAAGGCGAAAAAGGAGACAUUGGUCCUCCCGGGUUUCAAGGUCCCCGAGGACUACCAGGAGAAAUGGGCCCCAUAGGUUAUGUAGGAGAGAAGGGUGAAAAGGGGCACCCAGGUACACCAGGACCGCCAAGUGAUAUUGUUGGACCACCAGGGCCCAAGGGCGAACGGGGAAAUCCCGGGCCUCCCGGACCUCCAGGAAUUCCUGCUCCUUGGGGGGAGACACUGGAGGCCUCGACAACGCAAGAACCCGAAGGAGCUUCUUCGAGACCUGGUGCCAUAGGACAGGUGCGGACAUUCGACGAUAUGGAAAGCCUUCUGCGUGCUCAAGACUCUGUACGUCGUGGCACCUUAGCCUUUGUGCUCGACGAAGAAUCACUCCUCAUCAGAGUAGAACAGGGUUGGAGGCAUGUCGCCCUUGGUCAGCAAGUCACACUCGUGGAAGAGUUUGAAGCGGACUAAAGAACGCAAGAAAUCCUCAUCACAAUGCGUCGAAAGCAUGAGAAUUUUCGAUGGAAGAUAUUUCACACACAGAAAAGGGAAAAAAACUCAUCCGAGCCAUUUUUGCGAAGCAAUACGGUUGUCAUAACGGUUAUUUAAAUAAACUGUU
Molecule: messenger RNA, 2040 nt
Organism: Ornithodoros turicata
Lineage: Eukaryota; Metazoa; Arthropoda; Arachnida; Ixodida; Argasidae
Product: collagen alpha-1(XV) chain-like
Exons: 18
Coding region: 153-1892 (579 amino acids)
Biological process (GO): extracellular matrix organization
Molecular function (GO): extracellular matrix structural constituent conferring tensile strength
Source: RefSeq, a predicted model, not a curated record